Molecule: messenger RNA, 1602 nt
Organism: Galeopterus variegatus (Sunda flying lemur)
Lineage: Eukaryota; Metazoa; Chordata; Mammalia; Dermoptera; Cynocephalidae
Product: cyclic AMP-dependent transcription factor ATF-3-like
Exons: 3
Coding region: 1-399 (132 amino acids)
Biological process (GO): regulation of transcription by RNA polymerase II
Cellular component (GO): nucleus
Molecular function (GO): DNA-binding transcription factor activity, RNA polymerase II-specific; RNA polymerase II cis-regulatory region sequence-specific DNA binding
Source: RefSeq, a predicted model, not a curated record
AUGUCGGUGAAACAAGCAGCCUCCCUAGAUGAUGCCACCUCGUGGUCCUUGAAGGCUGAUCCCUCUGACCCACUCAAGGACCGGCUCCAGCAGUGUUCCGUAGACCCAGAGGAAGAUGAAAGGAAAAGGACGAGAAGGGAAAGGAAUAAAAUUGUAACCACCAAGUGCUGGAACAAGAAUGAGGAGAAGACGGAGUGCCUGCAGAAAGAGUCAGAGAAGCUGGAGAGUGUAAGUGCUGAACUGAAGGCCCAAAUUGAGGAGCUCAAGAAUGAGAAGCAGCAUUUGAUACACAUGCUGAACCUUCACCAGCCCACGUGUAUCGUCUGGGCUCAGAACAGGCAGAGUCUAGAAGAUGAGAGAAACCUCUUUAUCCAACAGAUAAAAGAAGGGACAUUGUAGAGGUAAGCAGCCUGGUUUGGGGGCAACUGGGGAGUCCUUAUCGAAUCCUCCUUUUACACCCAAAACCCUGAAGCCACUGGAGAGCUGACUUCCUGUGUACCUCUAGAAUCCCAGCAGGAGAGAAGCAUUGAGGCGAGAGGGCCCAUGGUGACUCAGCUGGGCCUUUCCACUCUGCCCAGGGUGGACUUUGGCCUAUGGCAAGCAUAUCUUUUGCCUCAACUCCAGGAUUCAGGCCUUAACAUCCUGGCCAUUCUCAGAUGUUCCAGAUGGCUCCUGGUUAGGGUCCUGCCCAGCUUUCAUCUGGAUUCUGCAAAAACCAGGAUGCCCACCAUUAGAAUUCAUGCAGAAGUGUGUAUACCUUGGAUGGAUGGGUUGGGUCAUCUAUGUCCACUGUGUCUGCCACUGUCACUUGUAGGAGUUGUGGAGUGAGGACAGCAUUUAGCCAAGUUGUGCAGUGGCCAGAGUUGUGCUUUCUAGCAAAUAUACUGUUGUGUGUGGGAAUUACUGUGUGCAAGGCUUUUGUUUCAAAACUAGGCACUGUGCUCUUUUGAUGUCUGUUUCGCACAGCACUGGUGUGACAUUUACGUGAUUUUCCUCAGAUCUGGUUUCUGAGAGUUUGGGGGAUUGUCACCAUGUGCAGUGUCUCACAGAAUGUUCAGGUGGCCAGAAAAACAUGUCAGCCCCUGGAGAACAUAAUCCUGCUGGUGUUAAUGCAAAACCCAUGGGCAGGACAGCAAGUCCUCUGUUGCAAACUCAGUUGCAACGUCACAGGAAGAAAGCAGAAAGUAAAUCCAACUUCCAAAGGGCUAGGACUCCACACUUAGUGACUUAGGUCAGGAGUCAUUUCUAGGCCGGAAGAGCCAAAGAAUACUCCAUUUUCCUUUCUUUGUGGUCGAAAACCACAGUCAGUGGAGACAAGUUUGAAGCCAGGUGAUGCCUGGGCUUUAGUAUUAUUGGAUGUCAAUGGCAUUAUUUUUGUCAUGUAGCUGUUUUAACAAAUCUGGUUCAGAGCAUUUGUUGCUGUGAGAAGUCACUCACACUGGCCACAAGGACUCUGGCUACUGUCUGUUAAAUUCUGAUGUUUCUGUGAAAUACUCAGAGUGUUAAAUCCUAUUCAAUAUUAUCAUUACAAUUUUCUGUAAGAGAAAAUAUCACUUAUUUAUCUGAGUGUUCCUGUCAAUAUAAUAAAUAUUGGAAAAUUUA